AUGCUGCUGAACUGUGGAGUGUCUGUUUGGUUGGUGCAGGUUGGUGCAGGAGCAUCGAAAAAGAAUCGGCCGACAUAUGCUAAUGCAAAUGCACUCAAGCUGAGCUGUGAACUUCUCCGAAUCUUUAUCACAGAGGCCGUGCAGCGUGCUGCUACGAUUGCUGAAGCAGAGGGUGUUAGUAAAAUUGAAGCAACUCACUUGGAGAGGAUUCUCCCUCAGUUACUUUUGGAUUUUUAAGGUAUUAUGGGAAAUGCAUUUUUUGGGUCUUAGUCUCUUCGGCUGCUCUCUUACCUGCUCAGAUAUUGGAGAUUAUAACUUUGUUUUGUUUUGUUUUUUUGAUUUCUUGUAAAAGGCAAUGCAACUUGGGAGUAGUAGUACAAUGUAAUGUUUGUGUUAAAUAGAGCACCGAAUGCACUGUCUGUUGCAUGAGUUGGACAACUUUGCAGAUCAACCCGAUAUAAUUCUAGUCCACAAUGAUUAAUUUUUGUACUGCUUCCGUUGGUCUUAUGUCUGCACUCCACGCAUUUGAAUCUUUGAUCUUCCAUCUAAAAGGUAGGAUUGUUCCCCACUGUCCAUGAAUUGCAUUGUAGCAAAUUAAUAUGACUAGUGCACCAUAAUAAAUGCAGUUUUGAUACCAACAAAAUGCUGUUAGAAUUCUACUGGUACCACUCAAAUUGAGCUUGGUUUAAAACCAUGUAUCUCUAUACAGUAUGGUAGCAAGCUUCUCUUUGGGUGGUUUCUUUGAGAUAAUCAUGCUUCCAUAGUUCCAUGUGGAUAGCUUUCGUUGAUUGAUUGAGCUCUUUUACUACUGUUUGUUGAAAGCACAAAUAGAAACUGAAACUUCAUUACCUAAAAAAGUCUCAAUGUAGAACUCAGUCCACAUGAAAGAAGAGAGGAAAUAUCAGCAUGAACUGAAAUCGAAAGUUGAGACCACAUGGUUGCUGUGGAUAUUAUAAAUGAUCUACUAAUUUCCAAAGACUUACAGUUGAUGCUUACUUGCAUAGAAAAUACGACUAACAGCUUUCAAAUCUUCCUGGAGGUUUACCUUGCUUAGCAGUAAUAGAAAAAAGCUUUAUUUAAAAUUCAUGAUAUUUGUAUAGCCGAUAGAACUUAUGAAUUUAGUCUCAAGGCUGUAAAAUUUUGCACUGGAUUAUCUCUCCUCAUGAGCAAUGUCCUUGUGUGAUCGUUUUCUUAUCAUGAUCGAGAUUGAAUAUGCUGCUUUUAUUUUUUUGAAUAAUUGUU
Juglans regia (Persian walnut) is the source of this 1242-nucleotide messenger RNA. RefSeq names its product protein MHF2 homolog. Gene Ontology annotation, cellular component: Fanconi anaemia nuclear complex; FANCM-MHF complex. The coding region runs from base 1 to 237 and encodes 78 amino acids. The transcript has 3 exons. Lineage: Eukaryota; Viridiplantae; Streptophyta; Magnoliopsida; Fagales; Juglandaceae. The record is from RefSeq and is a predicted model, not a curated record. Gene Ontology annotation, biological process: replication fork processing; kinetochore assembly; resolution of meiotic recombination intermediates.